Messenger RNA from Colletotrichum karsti, 756 nucleotides. RefSeq names its product short chain dehydrogenase reductase family. The coding region runs from base 1 to 756 and encodes 251 amino acids. Gene Ontology annotation, molecular function: oxidoreductase activity. The record is from RefSeq and is a predicted model, not a curated record. Lineage: Eukaryota; Fungi; Ascomycota; Sordariomycetes; Glomerellales; Glomerellaceae. The transcript is spliced from 2 exons.
AUGACGUUCGCCCAGCAAUUUCGAGACAAGGUCGUCGCCAUCACCGGCGCCGCUUCGGGCAUUGGCCUUGCCACAGCACACCUUCUCGCCGAACGCGGGGCGAAGCUCUCUCUCGCCGAUGUUCAAGAAAAGGCUCUACAACAAGCUCAGUCAGACAUUCAAACCAAGUACCCUGGAUCAGAGGUUCUGAUCUUCACCGUGGAUGUCAAGAAUUACGACAAAGUAGAGAACUGGAUCUCCGAGACUGUCAAGCAUUUCGGGAAGCUCGACGGGGCAGCCAACCUCGCCGGCAUCAUUCCCGACUCCAUUGGCCUCAACGGAAUAGACCAGCAGGACUUUGACGAGUGGAACCUCAUUCUCGGCGUCAACCUAACUGGAGUCAUGCACUGCCUCAAGGCCCAACUCCGUGUUAUUGAGAAGACGGGGGCCAUCGUCAACGCUAGUAGUAUCGCCGGUCUUAUUGGAAGGAUCAACAACGCCUCGUACGUGUCGAGCAAGCAUGGAGUUACUGGCUUGACACGAAGCGCGGCGAAGGAGGUCGGACCGAAGGGCAUCAGAGUCAAUGCAAUCUGCCCUGGCAAAAUUGACACCCCUAUGUCGCAGGCGUCCAGAGAUAUGAAGAUUGUGGUAGAGCCAUCUUUGAAGCGUGUUGGGGAGCCGAGGGAAGUUGCAACUGUGAUUGCUUUCUUGCUAAGCGAUGAGUCGAGUUACAUUUCGGGAGCCAACAUUGGAGUUGAUGGUGGAUGGAACUGCUGA